Messenger RNA from Botrytis fragariae, 141 nucleotides. RefSeq lists its product as uncharacterized. NCBI's taxonomy places the organism in Eukaryota, Fungi, Ascomycota, Leotiomycetes, Helotiales, Sclerotiniaceae. The transcript has 2 exons. The record is from RefSeq and is a predicted model, not a curated record. The coding region runs from base 1 to 141 and encodes 46 amino acids.
AUGGCACAAGGCGGAUGCGAUGGGACAAAGGGAGCGAGCAGAGGAAGGCCGGCCCAGGAAGGGCAUGCUGAUGACAUGGAAUAUAAGGCAAUGGAACCAGGUACCCACGCCUGCGAACAACAAGGCAAAGGUUUGAACUAA